CCUGAACAUGGAGGCGGCUGCGGGUCGGACGCGACUCACCGUACGUCGUGUCCUCCACGUCCUGCCCUCUGUUCUCUGCCCAGACCACCUGCCAACUUCACCUGUACUGUCAUAGCAGACUGCUUCAAGAGCACGAUGGCUGCUAGUGUAUUCGCAGAUCGUCCGCAGAAGAAGCUGGUCCUCUUCGAUGUCGAUGACACUCUCACCCCUCCGCGUCAGACGGUUUCCCCUGAGAUGCUCAGACUACUCCGCGCGUUGCGCAAGAAGGUGGUCAUUGGUGUAAUCAGCGGCUCAGACUUCGUCAAGGUCUCGGAGCAGCUCAGUACUCAGGGGAACAACGUUGUUGACGAGUUUGACUACGUAUUCGGAGAGAAUGGCCUGACUGCUUACAAGUUGGCUGCGCCAUUGCCGUCACAAUCAUUCAUCAAGUUCGUCGGCGAGGAACGCUACAAGGUCUUAGCGAACUUCAUCCUGCACUACAUCGCGGAUCUGGAUAUUCCUAUCAAGCGUGGAACGUUCAUCGAGUUCCGUAAUGGGAUGAUUAACGUCAGUCCUCUGGGGCGUAACGCGACGAUGCAGGAGCGAAAAGACUUCGAAGCAUAUGACAAUCAACAUGGGGUCCGCGUCGCCUUCGUCAAAGUGCUGCAGGAGAAGUUCGCUGACUACGGUAUAACAUUCUCGAUCGGAGGGAAGAUAUCAUUCGACGUCUUCCCUAAUGGGUGGGACAAGACAUAUUGCUUGCGGCACGUCGAGGACGAAAAGUUCGAGGAGAUCCAUUUCUUCGGAGACAGCACUCAGAAGGGUGGCAACGAUCACGAGCUCUACGCCGAUCCUCGUACAAUUGGACAUGCUGUCUUGAAUCCUGCAGAUACUGCUCAACAACUGAAGGAGAUUUUCCUGCCAGAAUUCCAGUGAGAAGUGUGAGGCAUGUUCUGGCAGUAGUUGUAGUUGUGUAACAAGAUGACAUUGCUGUUGGUACAAGGACGACUAUGCUGUACACCUGAGUUUGUACGAUGUUCAUUGGGAUGUUCAUUGGGUUACAAUGUGGGGUUGAGAUAUGAUGGUCCCCCAUAAUGAGUGCAUCGUAACCAUUUGCCUUGCUGCCAUGCGAUAUUUUCGAAAGGAGCCCACUACGUCUAACUGUCCUGUGUAGAUGCGUAUGUUUCCAUUUGAAUGCAGGCUACAGCAUCCUGAUGAGGCAUGAGUACAAGCUGCAUGUGGCUGUCACUUGAGGUGUGGCG
This is a messenger RNA of Rhodofomes roseus, 1241 nucleotides long. RefSeq names its product eukaryotic phosphomannomutase. Gene Ontology annotation, cellular component: cytosol. Lineage: Eukaryota; Fungi; Basidiomycota; Agaricomycetes; Polyporales; Fomitopsidaceae. The record is from RefSeq and is a predicted model, not a curated record. The coding region runs from base 136 to 915 and encodes 259 amino acids. Gene Ontology annotation, molecular function: phosphomannomutase activity. Gene Ontology annotation, biological process: protein N-linked glycosylation; mannose metabolic process; GDP-mannose biosynthetic process. The transcript has 7 exons.